Molecule: messenger RNA, 942 nt
Organism: Sinocyclocheilus rhinocerous
Lineage: Eukaryota; Metazoa; Chordata; Actinopteri; Cypriniformes; Cyprinidae
Product: myeloid-associated differentiation marker-like protein 2
Exons: 1
Coding region: 1-942 (313 amino acids)
Cellular component (GO): membrane
Source: RefSeq, a predicted model, not a curated record
AUGAGCGCCUCCGCUGGUCAUCAUCUGAACGUCUCGGCCGUGUUUUCUCCCAGAGGUGCGGCCCGUGUGUGUCAGCUGAUGCUGGGCUGCACCAUCGUCUCAUUAGUGAUCCACAGCGCCGGUUACAGCGCCACCUACGGGACCUUCUGCAUGGCGGUCUGGACGAGCUGCUUCGCCGUCAGCGCGGCCGUGCUGGUGCUGGACGUGACCCGUCUGCACGCGUGUCUCCCGGUGUCCUGGGAGAACCUGACGGUGACGUGUGCGUCUCUCGCCGCGCUGCUCACGCUCACUGCGUCUAUCCUGUAUCCCGUGUUCUUUGUGCGCGCGGAUGACUGUCCGUACAACAACUGCGAGGUCAGAAACUUCCGGAUCACGGUGAGCGUGUGCUCGUGGGCGGCGUGCGUCGCGUACGGGACGGAGGUCUUCCUGUCGCGGGCCAAACCGGGGCGCGGCAUGAGCUACUACAUGGCGACGGCGCCUGGCAUCCUGAAGGUGGCGCAGAUCUUUGUAGGAUGUGUGAUUUUCGUGAUGCUCGCCAGCGGGACUGAUUUCACGCGGCACGCAGCGACGCUGUACUGCGCGGCGGUGUUCGGCGUGUGUUUGACCGGGGCCGUGCUGCUGGUGGCGCUGGCGGUGUCGGGCCGGAGCGGGGCCCUGCGGCUGCCGUUCGAGCGGCUCGCUGUGAUCUACACGUUCGCCGCGGUGCUGCUGUAUGUGAGCGCUGCCGUGCUUUGGCCCGUCGUCUGCUUCGACGGGAAGUACGGCGCUCCGCUGCGGCCGCAGGGCUGCCCGAGGGGCAAGUGCUCAUGGGACGUGAAGCUCGCCGUCGCUGUGAUGAGCUUCAUCAACCUCGCGCUGUACAUCGCCGACCUCGUCUGUUCCCACAGGAGCCGGCCGGUGUCGCAGCGUCUGAACAUUCAUGACACGCAGACUGUCUCAUGA